Candidula unifasciata is the source of this 348-nucleotide messenger RNA. NCBI's taxonomy places the organism in Eukaryota, Metazoa, Mollusca, Gastropoda, Stylommatophora, Geomitridae. The record is from the annotation of a GenBank genome assembly.
CCAUUGGUGAAGUUCAAGAGUCAUCUGUACUUUGAGGAUAAGGAUAAUGUCAGUGAUACAGAGAAGCUGCUUCGGCCAGCUAAAGGCAGCAAGAUGAUGAUGUACAAGAAUGGCAGAUGUGCUGGCGUUGCAUUUACUGAUGUCUUUGAAGGCACCUACUACCCAGCAAUCUCUCUGUACAAGAAUGCAUCGAUCACUGCAAACUUUGGACCCAAGUUCAGAUACCCACCCAAGGACAUUGAAUACAAGCCAAUGGCUGUAGCAGCGGAGCAGGCCUUAGUGGAAUACACUCUGGCAGACAUAGUCUAUCAUGUGGAGAAUGAGGACACAAUUCCCAAUUUCUUGUAA